UUGUUUGGAGCGAGACAUCAGAGCAAACGGGAAUAGUUAAUCCUGUACCUUUCAGCUGCAUGGUAAUAACAUUGCUUAGAGUUUAUUAAAGAUUAAGCAACAGUAUUUAGCGUCCGCCAUUAAUUUUUUUAAUUCUAACGGCACAUUGAAAUUGUUCUCGGCCUUGGUCGAUAGCUGACUAGGUUAGAGCCUGGACUUUGCUAAAGCUAACGUUGGUUAGCUGACAUUAAAGGGAAAUAUUUCCACGUCCAGUAAGCCACUGUUGAUCAUAAAUACGUGGUGUCAACCCAUUCGAACACUCUAAGGAGGUUUUUGUAGCGAAGACACGUUUCUCAAACGAGUUUGAUAAUAUACUAAGGCAGCAGAAUGAGAGGUGGGUCGUCGUAUGGAGACAGGGACCGAGACCGAGGACGCGACAGGGGGCCGCGCUUUGGCUCUAGCCGUGGCCGCUCACCUCCAGGGUCAAAGAAAUUCGGCAAUCCAGGUGAACGUCUUCGUAAAAAGAAAUGGGAUUUGGAUGAACUUCCAAAGUUUGAAAAGAAUUUUUACACAGAGAAUCCUGAAGUCCAACGAAUGAGCCAGUAUGAGCUUGAAGAAUUCCGCAGGAAGAAAGAAAUCACUCUAAGAGGCUCGGGCUGCCCCAAACCUGUCAUCAGCUUCCAACAGGCCCAGUUUCCACAGUAUGUAAUGGAUGUCCUGAUGCAGCAGAACUUUAAAGAGCCCACUCCCAUCCAGGCCCAGGGCUUUCCAUUGGCUCUCAGUGGUAGGGACAUGGUGGGCAUUGCUCAGACUGGCUCAGGGAAGACUCUUGCGUAUCUUCUCCCUGCCAUUGUACACAUCAACCACCAGCCUUAUCUGGAACGAGGAGAUGGACCUAUUUGUUUGGUACUGGCCCCAACUCGUGAGUUGGCUCAGCAGGUCCAACAGGUGGCCUAUGAUUAUGGCAAAUCCUCACGCAUCAAGAGCACUUGUGUAUACGGAGGAGCACCCAAGGGCCCACAGAUUCGCGAUCUGGAGAGAGGUGUGGAGAUAUGCAUUGCAACGCCAGGCCGACUAAUUGACUUUUUGGAGGUGGGCAAGACAAACCUGCGUCGCUGUACCUAUCUGGUGCUGGAUGAGGCCGACAGAAUGCUGGACAUGGGUUUCGAGCCCCAGAUCCGCAAGAUUGUUGAUCAGAUAAGGCCUGACAGACAGACCCUCAUGUGGAGUGCCACCUGGCCGAAGGAGGUCCGUCAGCUGGCCGAGGACUUCCUGCGGGACUAUGUUCAGAUCAACGUCGGUGCCCUGGAGCUCAGUGCCAAUCACAACAUCCUGCAGAUUGUUGACGUCUGUAUGGACAGCGAGAAGGACAGCAAAUUGCUUCAACUGAUGGAAGAGAUAAUGGCAGAGAAAGAAAACAAGACCAUCAUCUUUGUGGAGACCAAGAAACGAUGUGACGAUUUGACGCGGCGCAUGAGGCGAGAUGGAUGGCCUGCUAUGUGCAUCCAUGGUGACAAGAGUCAGCCUGAAAGAGACUGGGUGCUCUCAGAGUUUCGCAGUGGAAAAGCCCCCAUUCUCAUUGCGACUGACGUGGCCUCUCGUGGUUUGGAUGUGGAGGAUGUCAAGUUUGUUAUCAACUACGACUAUCCCAACUCGUCCGAAGACUACAUCCACCGCAUCGGGCGCACAGCCCGUAGCACCAACAAAGGCACGGCCUACACCUUCUUCACACCUGGCAAUCUGCGCCAGGCCCGGGAGCUGGUGCGCGUGCUGGAGGAGGCCCGGCAGGCCAUCAACCCCAAACUCCUCCAGCUGGUGGACUCUGGGCGUGGGAGCGGUGGAGGAGGUGGGCGAUCUCGUUUCCGUGGCAGCGGCUCCAACUCCAACAACCCUAACCUGAUGUACCAGGAGGAGUGUGACCGCCGCAUGCGCUCGGUGGGUGGUGGUGGCGGCAGCAAGGACAGCCGUGGGAAUGGCAGUUCAAGCGGCGGAUUCGGUCGUGACGGGAGACGUGAUGGAGGUGACCGCUCCUCCUCUUCCUCCUCGUCCUACCGCGACCGCAGUGGCAGGGAUGGGCGCGGCAGCGACAGCUACAGCUCCGGCUCCAACUCUUACAGCGGCAGCAGCAGCCAGUACAGCAGUUACGGUAGCAGCAGUGGCAGCAGCCAGUACAACUCCAGGGGAGGUGCUCCAUCAGGGGGCAGCUCGACCAGUGGAGGUGCAGUGCCCGAUCAGUCGGGCCAGUCCCAGGGUCAGUUUGGGAACAUUGGGGCCAGAUCGAGCAACCCCCCGCCACCUGUCACCGGGCCACAGCCCCUCAUGGCCCAGCAGUUCUCUCCCACUCAGCCAAUGAUGGGCCUCAUGGGUCAGGGUGGACCCUACCAGUUUGCACCGCCGCCACCCCCACCCCCAUCAAGGAAGUAAUGAUGUUUAGAGUUUACUUGGAGUGAGGCGUUCAGUUAAGCUGUGAUUAUUGGGGUGUGCAGCGGUUAGAAUGUGUUGACAUUCCACAAGUCCCUGUUUUGCAUCUCUCCCCUACCUUGAAAUGUGUCUGAGAGCCCACAGUGCAGAACCGUGAAGUAGAUAACAGUGUUCCAGAGGAGAUAGCAGUGCGUCUCUCCGAGUCGUACAUUCUUGUUUUUCCGAGCCUAAUAUUACAGUACAGAGACACAGAUUCCCACCAUCCUGAUCAUGAUUUAUGCAGCUCUGCAGAUUACACUCAGAGCUUUUCUCUUAAUGCAGUGACGCUGUUGACAAAAGGAGAGGUUGUGUAUAAAUAUACAUUUAUUUAGAAAAGUGGUGAAAUGACGUUAGUGAGCAGACAUCAGCUGUAUUUUUUAUCUUUUGUAUUUUGGCUGUAUUUUUGUUUUGUUUGGUCAGAUUUUGUCUAGUGAUGCUAUUUCCCCUUUUUUGGCUGUACUGUUGGAUAAAAGUGGUUUGAAAUCUUUGAACUGAAUACGGUUAUUAUGUUGUCCUUUAAGAAUGUACCAAUGUAGGUGAUAUACAUGGUUAUGUCUUAUUGUUUCAUAGAGUCAGUUCUUUUGUUGUUUAGUUGACUCUAAAUUGGAUGAUGGUGAGACAUGAAUAUUGAAUCAGAAUGACUUGAUUGCUAGGGAUAAUUUCAAGAUUAAUAUUUGGCCUGUAACAUGUAAGUACUAAUACAAAAUUCAUGAUUUUUGUUUUCCAUCUUGACCAAAACAAUAAGCUUCAAUACUUGUUUUCAUUGAGAUUCUGUUCAGUGCCAGGCAUUUUUUCAGCGUUCCCUCAGACAGUAAGGAUAUACUGCAGUUUUUUAAAGUUGAUCUCUCUUUUUCAGUUAAAUAUCAUAACAAGAACAAAUUUGUAACCAACUUUGACUAUGUUCUUAAAUUUUGUAUCUUGAGUUAGCCUAUAGAAGCUAUGUGUCUACGUUUUUCAAAUUUAAAUAAAGAUUUCCAUCAAGCUU
Alosa alosa (allis shad) is the source of this 3424-nucleotide messenger RNA. RefSeq names its product probable ATP-dependent RNA helicase DDX17. Bases 367 to 2403 code for a protein of 678 amino acids. NCBI's taxonomy places the organism in Eukaryota, Metazoa, Chordata, Actinopteri, Clupeiformes, Clupeidae. Gene Ontology annotation, biological process: alternative mRNA splicing, via spliceosome. The transcript is spliced from 13 exons. Gene Ontology annotation, molecular function: RNA binding; ATP binding; RNA helicase activity. Gene Ontology annotation, cellular component: nucleus; cytoplasm; ribonucleoprotein complex. The record is from RefSeq and is a predicted model, not a curated record.